Messenger RNA from Megachile rotundata (alfalfa leafcutting bee), 1870 nucleotides. RefSeq lists its product as uncharacterized. The record is from RefSeq and is a predicted model, not a curated record. Gene Ontology annotation, cellular component: nucleus. Lineage: Eukaryota; Metazoa; Arthropoda; Insecta; Hymenoptera; Megachilidae.
UUGUCGAUGAUGUCGCUAGAGACGAUUGCGCUUUCAUCUGGUCAUUCUAAUUACACUUAUGUAUUUACGUUUGUAUACAUAUAGAUGUAGACGGUGCACAUGAAUAACUCUGAAGUUUUAAGAAAUGGGAUACCUAUGUUUACUAUCAUUUUCUACUAAUUUUCUGUGAACACUUUCUAAAUAAUACAAUUAAAUGUUUGUUAUAAUUUAUUGUCAUAUUUAAAACAGUAUUGUGUGUUUGCCCUUAGAGAUAUUUUCUUCCUUAACAGCAGUAUUUUAUGAAGAAUAACCUUUGUGAAUUAUGUGAAGUAAUAUUAUUAGUUUUAUUCUGAACAGUUUCUGUUUACUGCAAAAAGUCUUAUAAAUCGCUACCGAAUACAAUAUUGAGGAUAACCUUACCGGGAAAAUGGCAUCGUCGCUAUCAGCAUAUUGGGUAAAAUUCUUUAAGGGUGCAGGAUUUCCUCAGGAUGUAGCCACGAAACAUGCAGUUGUGUUUUCUAAUAAUCGUAUUAAACCAGACAUGUUGCCAGAUUUAGAUAAGCCUAGUCUCAAAGAAAUGGGAAUAACAUUAAUGGGAGAUAUGAUUGCUAUCUUGAGGUAUGCAAAAAAAGUUGUCGAAGAGACAACCUGUGAAAAAUUCCUUGUUGAUACCGAAGAUACAUCUGGUAUACCUAAACCAACAGUUAAAAAGGUGGUAUCUAAAACAUCUACAAAAGCAGUGACUUCUAAAAUUAAACCUGAGACAGUAGUCACGAAAAAGAUCCUAAAAACUCCUACUACUUCAGUAAAGAAAGCUUCAUCUAUUAAAAAAUCAGUUUCUAUACCUAGUGAAGCAGUUACAAGUCGUUCUAAUCAAAAGAAACAAAUUAUUCUUAAAAGAAAAUUGGAAGAUGAAGAUGAAUUUGAUGAUAAUGAACAUAAAUGGAGUGAAUCAGUGAAGAAAGUAAAGUCUCUUGAUACUAAAGAUGACACAGUAGAGUAUACUGUGAUACUUCCAAAGGGAUCAACUCCUAGAAGUCAACAAAUUCUUAAAAAGUCUAUAGAACAAAAACGAACUGUAUUUGAUAGGUUGGGUGAUAGUUCUGUAACCAGUACUACAAACCCAUCUGAGACAUCACCAACUUUUAAUGUAACUGGACUAGGAAAAGAUAUUUUCAAAAGAUCUGUAAGUGUUUUUAACCGACUAGGAGAUAAAGAUGCCAAAAAAGAUAAUGUUACUCAGACAGGAAUAUUGAAAAAUGGUACAACUGGUACAGGAAUAUUAAAAACUAACAUGAGAACUUCAAUUAUUACAACAAGCAAAAUUGUACCAAAAAAUGUGGGGACAAUGCGAGCUGAUCAAGAAGCAAGUAAAAAAAUUAUGUCAAAUAAUGUUAAUCAAUUAGUAAAAACAACGAAAAGGAUUUCUUUUAACAAUGCAUCUUCAACUGACACAAGAACAAUUACAUCCAAUGUUAUGUCUGGAAAAUUAGCCUCGGAACGAUUAACUUCUAUACCGGCAAAGGCACGUUUAGGAGCGAUUAGAACGAAUGGUGCUAAGCAAGUAACAUUUGACAGAAUUGCAACAGUAGCUCAUGUGAAGAAACCGGAUGUUUUUAGUCGCCUUGGAAUUUAAAAGACUAUUUACAUUAAUUUUGCCUUUCUGUUAUUAAAAUAACAUGUAUGUUUGUGAGUAAGAAUUCUUUGUACAAAGUUAAAUAGUUUACUAUGUAAAAUGUAAAAGCAAAGAAACGAUUAAUUAUUAAAUCAUGUUAAAAAGAAAAAGUAUAUACAUACUAUUGAAAUACUUAUGGAUAUCUCAUAAUAAAUUAUAACCAGAUAUUUAUUUCAAUUUCUUACAAUGUAAUAAACAUUAUAAACGUGCAAUUUU